This is a messenger RNA of Brassica napus (rape), 407 nucleotides long. Its product is annotated as protein NIM1-INTERACTING 3. NCBI's taxonomy places the organism in Eukaryota, Viridiplantae, Streptophyta, Magnoliopsida, Brassicales, Brassicaceae. The coding region runs from base 27 to 359 and encodes 110 amino acids. The record is from RefSeq and is a predicted model, not a curated record. The transcript has a single exon. Gene Ontology annotation, biological process: regulation of systemic acquired resistance.
UACAAAAUUGUUUGGUGAGUGGUAGAAUGGAUGAGAGAGAUAGAAAGAAGAUGAAAAUGGAGAAGCAAGAAGAGGAGAAGAUGGAGAAGUUGUACACAUUGCUUAAAAAUGCGAGGGAGAUGCGGAAGCACGUCAUCAGCUCCAUGGAGAAGAAGAGGCAAGAAGAAGAAAGAGCGAGGGUUCACAGAUUCCCUUCGUUUCAGCCAGAGGAUUUCAUUUUCAAUAAUGAAGCAGAGGCCAACAACAAUGAGAACGCAGCAGGUAAUGCAAGCUCUUCAACUUCCAACAAGUACGGCUCUAAGGAAGAGAAAGAGGAAGCUGAGACUAACGUUUGUUUAGACUUGAAUCUUUCUCUGUAGUAGACGAGACACUAAAUUGCUAGUAACAAUAAGAAAUGUGCCUUUGGA